GACAAAACCCAAAAAUAGUUGUUUGCUCGUCGCUUUGAGAGAAAGAGAGAUCUCUGAGAGAUCGAAGAAGAGAACGGGUCGAGAUCUCAGAGAAAGAGCUCAGCGAUGCUGCCGACGGUGUCGAGGGGGCGCUCGCCUUCCACCGCGCGCCCAGCUGCGCCAGUCUUCGCUCAGUAUCUUCGUAGAAUCGUCAAGUGGCAACAAAUGGAUAUUGAGUACACCUUCUGGCAAAUGCUUCAUCUUUGCACUUCACCAAAAGUUGUCUAUCAGCACACAAAAUACCACAAACAAACAAAGAACCAGUGGGCACGAGAUGAUCCAGCUUUUGUUGUGAUCCUGUGUCUCUUUUUGGUAGUUGCUACUUCAGCUUAUUGUGCCGCGUAUGACGGGAGUUUUGCACAUGGUUUCUUCACAGUCAUUUCUGUGGUUGUUUUCCAUUUCUUAUUACUCGGAAUAAUUCUGGCAACUUGUUGUUGGUUCCUAACAAAUUCUUAUCUUCGGGAGGAGGUUCCUAAUAGCCAUGUGGUUGAACAACAUGUUGAAUGGCUAUAUGCAUUUGAUGUGCACUGCAACUCUUUCUUUCCAGCAUUCAUCCUGCUUUAUGUGUUCCAAUACUUUUUGGCACCUGUUUUGAUCGCACACGGUUUCAUUCCUCUUCUCCUCUCAAAUUUACUCUUCAUGGUCGCAAUUUCAUAUUACCACUAUCUGAACUUUCUAGGAUACGAUGUGUUGCCCUUCUUGGACAAAACCACUUUCUUCCUGUAUCCAAUUGGUCUUGCCAUCAUCCUCUCUCCUCUGAUGAUUCUAAGUGGCUUCAAUCCAACAAGAUAUGUCAUGAACUUAUACUUCAGUUAACAACUCCGAUAAUGAUUAAUAGAAGCUGAACAGACAAAUCAUCAGUGAAACCAAAUUGACAAAUCCAGAUUGACAAAAGGCUUAUGUGAAGGAGGAUAUACCAAGUCCAUGAUAUUUUUUGGUUGUCCUUUUCUUUUUUUCCCCGUUGUUUUUUCAAUGUAACAAAUAUAGCAGGCGGGGCACGUCGAGCACUGUAUUAAAUUUUUUUUUAUUUUUUUAACCAUGGUAGAGUUCAAAUUUGAAGCAGUUAAAUGCCAAAAUUUAACAUUGUUGUGUUGAGUAAAGAUGAUGUUCAUGGGAAAUGAUUGGAAUUGGAUAAAAGGAAGAAGAAACCCUUGUAGUUUUA
This is a messenger RNA of Dioscorea cayenensis subsp. rotundata (Guinea yam), 1201 nucleotides long. RefSeq names its product protein unc-50 homolog. The coding region runs from base 106 to 855 and encodes 249 amino acids. Lineage: Eukaryota; Viridiplantae; Streptophyta; Magnoliopsida; Dioscoreales; Dioscoreaceae. The record is from RefSeq and is a predicted model, not a curated record. Gene Ontology annotation, cellular component: Golgi membrane. The transcript has 10 exons.